Molecule: messenger RNA, 1374 nt
Organism: Scomber scombrus (Atlantic mackerel)
Lineage: Eukaryota; Metazoa; Chordata; Actinopteri; Scombriformes; Scombridae
Product: afadin- and alpha-actinin-binding protein B
Exons: 12
Source: RefSeq, a predicted model, not a curated record
AUGGCUUCCAGGUUUGGUGAGAGAAAGGUUGGAAAACACCAGGACUACUCAGAAUACUUUCUGCAUAGGGACCCCAGCCCCAACCCUCUGACUGAGCUCUCUCACAGUGCCUCCUGGUGGGCUGACAGGGAGGAGCACAAACCCCAAGGACACUCGCUCAGGAAGCAGAUAAAAGAAAGCGAUGAACAUGUGGCCCGGCUUCAGGACCUGCUGCGAUGUGAGCGGACCAAAUGCACCCGCCUGCAGCUGCGGUGUAACCAGCAAGAUGCAGAGCUGAAGCGUCGAGAGCAGCUCAGCAACAGAUUGAAGGAGCGACUGUCACAGCAGAUUGACAGACACCGAGAGAAGGGACCCUCCAUCGAGGUGCUGAACCUUCCACCUGGAGCUCGAGGAAAAAGAGAACAGCCAGUCAAAUCUUUCAGGCCCAGUGCAAAGCGAGAGGAGGCAACACUACGUGUGAUGUUGGAGCGCAGAGAAGCAGAGCUCAGAGAGGCGAUGAAGCUGCGCUACAACCUCACCACUUUACUUCAUGCACUCAGAGUCGACAUGGAGCGGGUGAGGAAAGAAUGAAGAGCCUUUUCCUGUGCCUACUCUGUGGAUGUUGAGGAUGAGGCCCAAAAUGAAGACAUGAGGCUGGAUGAAGCCGAGGUGGCGCUUGGUGACCAUGUGACGGGAGGUGUGGUUCAGGGUUGGAAACUGGUGCAGAGGAGACUGUGCGAGGUCUUAUCUGAAGGCCACACUGGUGGUGGUACGGACCAUGACAAGCUCCUGGCUCAACUAGAAACCGAACUGAAGGCGAGUCAACAACUUGUCAAACUACAACAACAACUGCUGCAGGAUAGUCUCAUGUCACCUGUCCCCUCUGAGCUGGCUGACUCCUAUUUUUUGGAAGAGUGGGAGCGCCUUCAGGUGCGCUGGGCAGAGCUCGAUCAUCAGAGGCGAACUUUUGAAAGGGAGAGGCAGACCUUCACUGAUGCUGCAAUACGAUUGAGCCAUGAGCGUCAUGAUUUUGAGCAACAGAAGGCUUUUCUCCUGAAGCAGCAGUAUUUAUGUGACUCGCCUCAGUUUGGUCAAGAAGCACAAAGCAGCAACAGAGAGAGCAUUGCCCUCAAUGUCUCAGGUUUGGUGCACAACAGCAUCUCUGGCUGUGUUCCUAUUACGCCAUCGUCCACCAAGUCGGGGGCCACUUCUGUUUCAGGAUUACAUCAGGGAAGAAUCAGAGUUCAAACCCCCAGCACUCCUGAGCUCUACUCUGCCCUCAACCUGUCAUACAACUGUCGAGCCAGAGAUGAUCACCAGUCGGAGACAUGGUAUGGCAGGGCAGACAGGAUGGUGCACCGAACUCAGUCUCCAGACUUGGACUGGUCAUUUUGA